Messenger RNA from Colletotrichum siamense, 216 nucleotides. RefSeq lists its product as uncharacterized. The record is from RefSeq and is a predicted model, not a curated record. Bases 1 to 216 code for a protein of 71 amino acids. Lineage: Eukaryota; Fungi; Ascomycota; Sordariomycetes; Glomerellales; Glomerellaceae. The transcript is spliced from 2 exons.
AUGGUACCUGACUGCACUGGCACUGCACAAGCAGGAGGGAGAAGCAUACACGCGGAUAAACUGACGAUCCUCGAGGCCCUUGAGGCCUCAGGGGCCCGCAAGCGACGGUUCAAAAGUGCUGCUCUUCUACGGAUACCAAUGGAUCAGCUCGGCGACGACACUAGCGUGCCAACGACGGUGCGGAUCGUGCUUGAGCAGCUCCAUUUGCGAUUGUGA